Eremomyces bilateralis CBS 781.70 is the source of this 1913-nucleotide messenger RNA. RefSeq lists its product as uncharacterized. The record is from RefSeq and is a predicted model, not a curated record. The transcript is spliced from 3 exons. Bases 105 to 1913 code for a protein of 602 amino acids. NCBI's taxonomy places the organism in Eukaryota, Fungi, Ascomycota, Dothideomycetes, Eremomycetales, Eremomycetaceae.
AUCGGAUCUUCCUCGUCCCGAGAUACCGACGCGCACUAGAGACGAGCUUGAAAACUUGGGGCUUCAUACGUCAAUCCAGCAGGUCGACUUCCUCCGUUAUCGCGAUGAUGCGUUAUAUGCCAGGAUUUGUACAGCAGUUUCUGUCCGCAACAUGGCUCUUAUGUUUCCAAGUAAACCCACCUAUGGUGUUGCCGGGCGAAUGUGAUUGCACUGCGGUGCUUAUGACGCACACUUUCGCUUUUAGCUAUGGUCAUCCAUUUGUCGGCAUAUAUCAGCCACCUGACUGCGAAUAUAAUGCCGUGGCGUUCAACUUAACCGUCACAUCGGCUGGACGGCAGUUUGAUCGACUGGGAGCGGCGUAUUUCGGGAAUACUGAAAUAUUUCGAACGUCCACAGCGGAACCGACGCAGGCAGGCAUCCUAUGGACUUACAUGAAAGAUAUGACGCCCUACCUAUCCUUGUUCAAACAGCCCCAGACCCUUACCUUCGACUUGGGGAACCUCGUGGAUGAGACAUAUACCGGGACUUUCAAUACGACUCUUGCCGCCAUCUUCUACAAUCGUGCGAACGUGGACCCUCCUGCAGAUGUUAUCAUUCCCGUUUCUGGGAAGGGAGCGACCUGGAAAAAUCCCGGCUCACUCCAUGCAGAUGACUUCAAUGUUACCAGCUCUUUGACGUUGCCAAGGAAUAUUAAGAAAGCAAUAUUCUCAAUAUCUGCGGUCGGCCAAAUGGAAGAAGAGUUCUGGUGGGCCAAUACACUCGAUUCAAAUACGGGGACCUUUCCGGACGUGGGCCGUUUAUACGGCAGCUCCCCAUUCCGUGAACUGCAGCUACAGAUUGACGGUGUCUUAGCAGGCGUAUCGUCUCCAUUCCCUAUCAUAUUCACAGGAGGCAUCGCACCAGGUUUUUGGAGGCCGAUUGUCGGUAUUGAUGCAUUUGACUUGCAAGAAGAUGAGAUUGAUAUCACUCCUUGGCUUGGAACACUGUGCGACGGACAACCGCACGAUUUUGGACUCAAAGUCAUAGGGAUCUCGGACGAUGGCAAUGGAACAGCGACCAUUACCGACAAACUCGGAUCAUACUGGGUCCUCUCCGGAAAGAUCUUCUUGUGGCUGGAUGUCGAGGGCUCGAUAACAACAGGAAUGUCUCCGAGGAUAUUCCAACGUUCUCCCCAGAUGUCGGUAUCAUCUAAACUGGGAAAAGACUCGAACGGGACAAACACUACCCUUGAUUAUCAUGUCGAAGUCCACCGAUAUAUCUCAAGUGCAGCAACCAUCUCCACAUCAGAAGGCGAGCGGAUCGCAUCCUGGGAGCAGUCGCUCCAUUUUUCGACCACUGGCAAUUUUUCCGAUCAUGGUUGCGCUCAAAUCACAAAGCAGAUCAGCUGGGGGUACGAGAAGUCAUCUAACGGCUAUUCACGCUCGUUUUCUUACCCACUUUGGGUAGACUCCGAUUACCACGUUGAUCAGGGAAGCGGAAGUCUCACCAUCCAAGCGAAAUUGGACCGUACAAAGCAUGUAUCCAUUUCCGGACACGGUAUCUUUUCGAACGGAGCACGAUCUUUAGUUCCUGAGGCAUCAAAAGAAGUCAUGGGAUACGGGAAUUUCCCCAGAACAGUUCUAUACUCGAGACAGAAUGGCUCAGCAUCCUAUCGUUCGGACCCAGCUGAAUCACGAUCCUUCAGCAACGGUGCUACAGAACACCAACUACGAUUCACUGCCGAGACGUUAUACGAGCGGCAUGUAUUGGCAGUAAAUGGCUCGAUUGUCUUCGACUAUGGCCAUAUCCACGAGGGCGACUUGGAUUCUAUUAGUGACGCACACGAGAAGCGAUGGGCGAGCAGCGAAGAUGGGUUGUUCUUUGCGGGCAGAAGCCCUCAACGCUUACUCGGACGAGGUCCUUCUGAUCCGUAG